This is a messenger RNA of Strongylus vulgaris, 772 nucleotides long. The record is from the annotation of a GenBank genome assembly. NCBI's taxonomy places the organism in Eukaryota, Metazoa, Nematoda, Chromadorea, Rhabditida, Strongylidae.
AUUGCCAAAGUACUAGCCCUAGUCAGUCUAUCUAACUAUGAACAGCUUCUGUAAGCGUCUAGUGCAUUAUGCAUAAAGAAGAUAUUUUCAGGGUGAAUGUUUGAAAGUGUUAACACCCCAUACGCAUAAGAUAAUCUGUGGCAUUUUGGCUAGUGACGAUUCUUUUAUAGUUACCGGGUCGUCUGAUUCUUCAGCGAAGGUUAUUGAUAUUGAAAGUGGCGAAGUUCUCAUGUCCUUCACAGAACAUACUGGAAGCGUUGUGUCGCUACAACUUACUAUGAAUAAUGAAUUUCUCAUAUCAGGUUCUGGUGAUUUUAUCGUACAAAUGUGGUCUCUAAAAACGGGUCAAUGCAUUUCUAGAAUGGGUGGUUUAAUGGCACCUGUUAGUUGUAUAACAAUUACAUCAAAUGAUGCUUUUGUUGCUGUAGCUUGCGAGGAUGAAACUUUGCGUAUAUUUUCUACCGUAAGUGGACAAGAACUGCACGAAUUAAUGGGUCAUGAAGGACGGGUUAAUGCAUUGGUUUGUGCUCAAGAUGACUGUCAAUUGUUUGCCGCUACUAAAUCGAAAAUUUACUGUUAUGAUAUUCAUAAUGGAGUAAUCGUGGACACUUUAGAUUGUCAACUACCGUAUCUCGUUUAUAGCAUAAAGAUCUCCUCCGAUAACUACUUCCUUUUCUCCGGUUGCGGACCUCGAGUCGAUGUAUGGAAUAUCCAAAAACGAAUUCAUGAUGCGCCUGAAAAUACCGAAAAUAUGGGAUUUGUCACCGCAAUU